AUGGCGACUUCGACGACGAGCAACCGCUUCGCGCACCGCAUGCUCAGCCUCCACCGCCUCAUCAAGAACAACCUCGUCUCAUCUCUCCUCGGGGGCCACCGCCAGACCACGCGGCCGACGACGGGAACACCGGUGCCGCUUCCAGCAACACGCCUGCUCGGUAACAGCAAGACCGCCGCGGUUGUCGACGUCGACGCGCUGCUCCUGAAUUCUUCGAUGCCGUCUGCGGCGACUUUGUUCCCGCCUUUCUUCCUCGUCGCGGUCGAGGCUGGCAGCUUCGUCCGAGGCUUCCUCCUGCUGGCGCUCUACCCACUCCUCCGCGUCCUGAAGCACGGGGCGUGUUUAAAAGCCAUGGCCAUGGUCUCCUUCUGCGGGCUGCGGCGCAACGAGGCGGCGAGGAUCGGGAGGGCCGUGCUGCCAAAGUAUUUCUUCAAGGAGGCGGCGCACGUGGAGGCGCUAGCGAAGGUGGCCGGAGAGUCGCCGGAAGAGGUGAAGGUGGCGGCGGUCAGCAGGACUUUUCCAACGGUGAUGGUGGAGGCGUUCUUGAAAGAUUACGUUGGGUUCGACGCGGUGGUCGGCAGGGAGGUGAAGGCAGGUUACCGGUACUUCGCCGACGUGAUGGAGGACGAGAAGACGGACACAACGAUGGAGAAGCUUAUCGAUGGGCUAAAGCAGACCGAGAUGAAAAAUACGUGCCAUUACCCGAAGCCCAUGAUCUUCCACGACGGUCGGCUGGCGUUCACGCCGACACCGGCUUCCGCGCUCGCCAUGUACAUCUACUUCCCUUUCGCCAUCGUCCUCGCCGUCGUCCGCAUCGCCAUCUACACCAUACUCCCCCGGCGCAUGACGGGCGUCGCCGCCGCACUUGCCGGCGUGCGGGUGCGCGUCACCGGCGCCCCUACUUCCGCGGUCGACGGAGCCACGGCAGGCGGCCGGCUCUACGUGUGCAACCACCGCACGCUCCUCGACGCGAUCGCCAUCUCCAGUGCGCUCGGGAAGUCCGUCUUCGCCGUGACAUACAGCCUGGGCCGCCUGUCCGAGCUCAUCUCGCCCAUCCCGCUGCUCCGGCUGACCCGCGGCCGCGAGGAGGACCGGCGCCGCAUGGCGUUGCUGCUGGCGCGGGGUGACGUCGUCGUUAGCCCCGAGGGCACCACGUGCCGCGAGCCGUACCUGCUCCGGUUCAGCCCGCUGUUCGCGGAGCUUGCCGACGAGGUGAGUCCCGUGGCGGUGGACGAGCGCUCGACCAUGUUCUACGGCACGUCGACGUCGCCAAUCGACAAGUGUUUCGACUCGGUGUACUUCUUGAUGAACCCUCGACCGGAGUACUCCGUCCACUUCCUGAAGCCGGUGCCCACCGGCGGCCAGAACAGCAGCAUCGAGGUGGCGAACCAGGUGCAGCGGGUGCUCGCCGACGCGCUGGGGUUCACGCCCACGGCGCUGACGAGGAAGGACAAGUACAUGCUGCUCGCCGGCAACGAAGGGACAGUGGCGACGAAGAAAAGCAAUUAGUAGGAGUGAAGUGAGGUGUUGGUUUUGGGUAUAUUUAGUUUAACUGCAUAAUUCUUUCUUGUUAGUUGCAUGUCAGAACGGUGAAUUGAGUUUGUUUGGAAUGCUAGAAUUUAUUAUUUUUUGUAAGAGAAGUCAGAUUAAUUUAGUCCAUUUACUGCAAGGCAGGAAAAGAGAGAAAAAAAAGGUCCGACCCAAGUUGUCUUGAAAAAUAAUAAUGAAUCAGUCGAUUAGUUCGACACGGUAGAGCCGUUAGAUAAACAACGAACAUACAGAGAAACCAUCGAUCAAGGCCGAGUUUAACUUUGGUCAACAAUGAAGCAAUGGGGAAAAAGAGGUAUGUCUUCUCGCGAAAGAAGACCCCCUUUAUAUAGGACAAAAAUCUAACCGUUAUGCAUUGGUUGUGCUUUAAGCGGUACUACCGCUUAGCACGGUAAAAGCGACCCAACGAGCACCGAUCCGAUACUAGCAUAUUAGUUUCGCCGAAGGGACAUACAGAGAAACCAGCGGUAGUUUUGCACGACACCAGAGCGGAAGUACCGCACAAAGCGAUACUAUCGUUAAUGCUAGCGGCACUACCGCAAAUUAUUGGAUGACAUCCAGACAAACCCACGGUAGUGCCCGCGACAUCUUCACGAAAGUAUCACCUAAGCGGUACUAUCACCAGUUGCAAGCGGUACUACCGUGAUUUACCUGAAGCCUAACGGAGAACUCAACGGUAGUAGUCGCGGUACAACCAGCAGAAGUACCGCCUAAGUGGUACUACCGCUUAGCCUCUGCCAAUAAGCCCAGUGCACAACAGAUGAAUCGCUCCAAGGUUGGGGAAGGACAUGUCGGUGCAUAUAGUUUGUGUACGUUUUGAUUUCAAAGAGACCUUUCAACGCGAAACCCCUCUUAAUAGAACAGAUUUCCUAUUCAAAUCAAUUGAAAAAAAAAA
Molecule: messenger RNA, 2443 nt
Organism: Aegilops tauschii subsp. strangulata
Lineage: Eukaryota; Viridiplantae; Streptophyta; Magnoliopsida; Poales; Poaceae
Product: probable glycerol-3-phosphate acyltransferase 2
Biological process (GO): cutin biosynthetic process
Cellular component (GO): membrane
Molecular function (GO): phosphatase activity; glycerol-3-phosphate 2-O-acyltransferase activity
Source: RefSeq, a predicted model, not a curated record